AUGGCGGCUAAGUACGGCCUAAUGCUACAUCAGAUGGACGUCAAGACAGCGUUUCUUAACGGCUCCCUCAACGAAGACAUCUACAUGGACCAGCCGGACGGAUACCUGGAUGCAACACAGCCGGACUAUGUGUGCAAGCUAAAGAGAUCACUCUACGGCUUGAAGCAAUCGCCUCGCAUGUGGAACCAAACAAUCGAUGGGUUCAUGAUCAAGAUGGGAUUCAAGAAGUGCGAAUCGGACCACUGCAUCUACAUCAAGCGAGACGACCAAGACAUGAUUCUCGUGGUACUCUACGUCGAUGAUCUCAUCCUGGCCAGCAGCAACAACGAACUCCUCAAGUCAACCAAGAUGGCGCUGAGCAAACGCUUCGAAAUGACGGAUCUCGGUGAGCUCGAUUACUUUCUCGGCAUGGAGAUCAAGAACGACCGUAAGACGGGAAUGGUGACUGUACAACAAACCAAGUUUCUCAAGUCCGUGUUAACCAAGUUCGGAAUGGAUAACAGCAAGCCAGUGAAGACGCCUCAAGAUCCCGGCCUGAAGCUAACCAAGAACAUAAGUGAACAAGAAUGCAAGCACGAAGACACCAUGUGCAACGUGCCAUAUCGAAGUGCUGUCGGAGGCAUCAUGUAUCUCAUGGUCGCCACACGUCCGGAUCUAGCUGCUGCAGUGGGAUCAUUAUCCCAGUUCUCGUCCGACCCAUGCCCGACUCACUGGCAAGCUUUGAAGCGUGUGCUGAGAUACCUGCAAGCAACGCCCAAUCAUGGUCUUGAGUUUACACGUGAAGAAGGAAGCCGUAUCUGCGGGUACACCGACGCAGACUGGGCCGGCGACAUUGAGUCAAGACGAAAUACAAGCGGCUAUGUGUUCAUGAUGAGCGGAGGAUGCAUCAGCUGGAAAAGCCAGAAACAACGGACGGUCGCGCUAUCUUCAACAGAAGCAGAAUACAUGGCGCUUUCCGAAGCAACCAAAGAAGCAGUAUGGCUCAAAGUGCUUUUGGGGGAACUUGGUGAGAUGACAAGCGACGAAGCGAUCAAGAUGUAUGAAGACAACCAAGGAUCAAUCGCUCUCGCCAAGAACCCGGAGUUCCAUAAGAGAACAAAACACAUCGACAUACGCUACCAUUUUGUGCGUGAGAAGGUGGAAUCAGGUGAAGUCGUUUUGGAGUAUUGCCCGACUCAAGAUAUGCUGGCAGACAUGAUGACCAAGCCGAUCGCCGCUGUACAAUUUGAAAACAUUCGCGAUCGACUUGGGAUCCAAGGUGCCGCAGCUAACGAGUCGAGAGGGAGUGUUGAAAAGACAGCGGCUGUGAAGAAGACACCUCGUCAAGCUGCGUCAAGUGUUGAAGCAAGUGGAAGACCAAGCUUCGCUAUACCGGUGGGUACCGGUAUGUACCAGUAA
Messenger RNA from Peronospora matthiolae, 1398 nucleotides. The record is from the annotation of a GenBank genome assembly. Lineage: Eukaryota; Oomycota; Peronosporomycetes; Peronosporales; Peronosporaceae.